Molecule: messenger RNA, 3356 nt
Organism: Malania oleifera
Lineage: Eukaryota; Viridiplantae; Streptophyta; Magnoliopsida; Santalales; Ximeniaceae
Product: pentatricopeptide repeat-containing protein At3g22690
Exons: 2
Coding region: 624-3158 (844 amino acids)
Biological process (GO): RNA modification
Molecular function (GO): zinc ion binding; protein binding; RNA binding
Source: RefSeq, a predicted model, not a curated record
AUAAGAUGAUUUGGAAUCAACAAAAUUUCUCCCUCUCACUAUCUUUGUUCUCUUGACAAUAAGGGGAUAGUAUAUUAUUUAUGGUGCGGAAGAGAUCAAUUCCAUAGAGGAGUUGCCGGAGGCCAUAGCAGCAACUCCGUCCAGCUUCGCCUCUGACCGGUCAUUCAGGGACGGCCAUGGAAGCUGGCAGUUUCAUGGUUUGAGGCAGUCCAAUAACAUAUUCACCAUUACCGUUGCGCUCUGCUUCUUCUUCCUUCAAUUUGGGAAAAAGGGGAAGGGCUUGGGACUUCAUCUUCCCAAACAUUGCGUUAAACUUUAACAACUGGAGCAAGGGGAUCUGAGGGGCUUGGUUUCAUCAAAAGACACCGCCAAUGCUUUGGUAGUUUAUCGGAAAUGGUUAAUUUAGUUUUAGUAAUGGUGGAAAUUUUGAAUUUCCAACUUUUUUAGAAAAAAUAUCCCAAAGUAGCUUCAGUUUCUUCUCCCUUUGCAAAAGCAGGGUGAAGCGAGCUUUGGACACUCUUUAAAAGGGACCCAUUUGUGGGUUGAUCCAUAAAUUAACAAGAUUAACUGAAAAUCAUUCACUUCACAUAGUUGAGUGAUACUUGGGGUUUUGGGAAUCUGCAAUGGCUGCCACUUUCUGUCCAUCUCCUUUGGUUGUAGCCACUCCUGAAUCCAUAACUCGCAGUAAUCAAACUGAAGCCAAAUCAGUGCCGGAGGACUGUCAUGGAAUUGGGUCAUUUAGAUUUUGCAAAAAGAUGAAUGAACUAAAACAGUUACACGGCCAGGUUAUGAAGAAAGGCCUUAUCCACGACACCUCUACUUUAAGCAAUCUAAUAGCUGCGUGCACUGAGAUGGCGUCAUACGAAAGUUCGGAUUAUGCGAGAAAAGCCUUAGAGCUGUUCAUGGAAGAUCAAGAAACUAUAGGCACUGUCUAUUUGUGGAAUUCUUUGAUUAGAUGUUACUCUUUUGCUGGUCAUGGUGAGGAAGCAGUUUUGACAUACCUUCAAAUGUUGGCCAAAGGCGUUACACCUGAUCACUUCACCUUUCCAUUUCUGUUGAGUGCAUGUUCGAAGAUUGCUGCCUUUCGUGAAGGGUCUCAAAUUCACGGGUCAGUCAUCAAGAGGGCUUUAGAUGAAGAUGUUUUCAUAGAGAAUUCUCUUAUACAUUUCUACUUUGAGUGUGAGGAAAUUGCUUAUGGGAGAAAAGUGUUCGAUAGAAUGCGCGAUAAAAAUGUUGUAUCAUGGACUAGCCUCAUAUGUGGUUAUGCUCGUAGGGGCCUUCCAUCAGAGGCAGUGUCUCUGUUCUUUAACAUGGUGGCAACAGGCUUUAGACCUAAUUCAGUUACAAUGGUGUGUGUGAUAUCUGCUUGUGCAAAGUUGCAAGAUCUUAAUCUGGCUGAGAGGGCAUGCACUUAUAUUGGGGAGUCAGAACUCAAGACUAAUACACUUAUGGUGAAUGCACUCGUGGACAUGUACAUGAAAUGUGGAGCCACUGAUGCUGCUACAAGACUUUUUGAUGAUUAUGUUAAUAGAAAUUUGGUUCUUUACAAUACAAUCUUGUCCAAUUUUGUGCGCCAGGGGCUGGCAAGAAGGGCACUUGAUAUUUUGGAUGAAAUGUUGCGACAGGGCCCACAGCCUGAUAGGGUUACAAUUUUAUCUGCUAUCUCUGCUUCUGCGCAAUUGGGUGAUUUUUCCUUUGGGAAGUGCUGCCAUGGUUAUGUUUUAAGGAAUGGGCUAGAAGCAUGGGAUAGCAUUUGUAAUGCCAUUAUUGACAUGUAUAUGAAGUGUGGCAAACAAGAGAUUGCCUGUAGAGUUUUUGAUCAUAUGUCAAACAAGACUGUGGUCUCAUGGAACUCAUUAGUUGCUGGAUUUAUCAGAAAUGGUGAUGUUCAGUCAGCUCAGGAAACAUUCAAUGAGAUGCCAGAAAAUGAUAUUGUGUCUUGGAACACCAUUAUUGGUGCUUUGGUACAGGAGAGCUUGUUUGAGGAAGCAAUUGAAUUUUUUAGAGCAAUGCUCAGUAAAGGAAUGAAGCCGGAUAGGGUGACAAUGGUUGGUGUUGCUUCAGCCUGUGGAUAUUUGGGAGCUUUUGAGCUAGCAAAGUGGACCUAUGCUUACAUUGAAAGGAAUGAAAUCCAUUGUGACAUGCUGCUUGGCACCGCCUUAGUUGAUAUGUUUGCUAGGUGUGGUGAUACGAAAAGUGCGAUGCGAAUAUUUGAUAAAAUGUUGAAAAGAGAUGUAUCUGCUUGGACGACAGCCAUUGGAGCAAUGGCCAUGGAGGGAAAUGGGGAACGAGCAAUAGAACUUUUUAAUGAGAUGCUCAAGCAAGGGGUAAAACCUGAUGGAGUAGUGUUUGUGGGACUGCUGACAGCAUGCAGCCAUUGCGGAUUAGUGGAAGAAGGCAUGCAUUUCUUCAAAUCAAUGAAAGAAAUACAUGGAAUUCCCUCACAAAUUGUUCAUUAUGGGUGCAUGGUUGAUUUACUUGGCCGAGCUGGCCUAAUAGAAGAAGCUCUUAAUCUCAUAAAGGGCAUGCCUAUGGAGGCCAAUGAUGUGAUUUGGGGGACUCUUUUAGCUGCUUGUCAGACGCACAAAAGUUUUGAAAUUGCAAAAUAUGCAGCUGAAAGGAUGAAAAAAUUGGGUCAUGAGAGGACAGGGAUCCAAGUACUGCUUUCAAAUAUAUAUGCUUCUGCUGGCAAGUGGACUGAUGUUGCCUCAGUGAGGCUACACAUGAAGAAAAAAGGAGUUCGGAAAGUGCCUGGAUCGAGCUCAAUUGAGAUUAAUGGAAUGGUUCAUGAAUUUACUUCUGGUGAUGAAUCACAUCCAGAUAUGGCCCAUAUUGCUCCAAUGUUACAUGAAAUGAACUGCAGAUUUAAGGAUGCUGGUUAUGCUCCUGAUCUGAUGAAUGUUUUGCUUGAUGUUGAUGAGCAAGAAAAAGAGUACUUGCUUAGUCGACAUAGUGAGAAACUUGCUGUAGCUUUUGGGCUUAUCAGCACGGCUAAAGGAAUGCCAAUCCGCGUAGUAAAGAAUCUAAGGAUGUGCUCUGAUUGUCACUCAUUUGCAAAGUUGGCAUCAAAGAUUUAUGAUCGAGAAAUUGUUGUUAGAGAUAACAACCGGUUCCACUUUUUUCGACAAGGGUUGUGUUCUUGUGGGGAUUAUUGGUGAUUUGAAAAAAAAAUAAAAAAUUAUGUAUCUCCUAUACACCAUGUACAUUUUCCCAACUACUGCGACCUUGUACAAGCAGUUCCACUUUUUCCGACAAGGUUUUGUGCUCUUGUGGUGAUUAUUGGUGAUUUGAAAGAAAUAAUCAUGCAUCUCCAUAUGCCAAGUACAUUUACUAAAUUCAUUUAUCCUGUCAACUAA